This is a messenger RNA of Engraulis encrasicolus (European anchovy), 1432 nucleotides long. RefSeq lists its product as uncharacterized. The record is from RefSeq and is a predicted model, not a curated record. NCBI's taxonomy places the organism in Eukaryota, Metazoa, Chordata, Actinopteri, Clupeiformes, Engraulidae. Gene Ontology annotation, biological process: mitochondrion localization; mitochondrial fusion. Gene Ontology annotation, molecular function: GTPase activity; GTP binding. Bases 6 to 1355 code for a protein of 449 amino acids. The transcript has 12 exons. Gene Ontology annotation, cellular component: mitochondrial outer membrane.
UCAACAUGUCGGGCGGUCGAAAGCCCCGGUCUGUCGCGAACCCUUUGGAAUCAGCAAUUACUACACCAAGCGAACGAAUUUUGAAACAAUGUCACAAUUUAUAUAUCGACAACGACAACGGGCUGGUGAAGAUUGCGAGCGGCUUGGGUGUAGUGCUGCUGCCGCCGCGAAAGAAGAUCAUCGUGAUGAUAAUGGGGAACCACUCUGCAGGGAAGAGCUCCUUCAUCAACUGGUAUGUGGAGGAGCACAUUCAGAAAACAGGAGUCGCCAUAGAAACGCAAGGGUUCACCUUCAUCACCAGCGGCCGGAAGAGAGAGUCGUUAACAGGCAAUGCAACUCUACACCUCUACCCCCAUUUCCGACCCCUGUUGGAGUUUAAAGGUGUUACGGACUACCUCUCAUCAGAGAUCUCCACCUCCAAGCAGAAGAAGUUCAGCCUGGUCACCUUCGUGGACACGCCGGGGCUGGUGGACGGGGACAUGAUAUACCCCUUCGACGUCAACAAUGCCAUCACGUCUUUUGGGCAACAGGCAGACCUGAUCUUCGUGUUCUUUGAUCCCAUGGGGCAGGCCCUGUGCAAGCGGACGCUCAACAUCGUGGAGAAGCUGACCGAUACGAGUGGCGACAAGCUGCGAUUCUACCUCAGUAAGGCCGACGAGGCGGGCAAAGAAACAGACAGACAGAGAGUCAUGAUGCAGAUCGUCCAGGAGCUGUGUCGACGGCCCGGCCUGAACAAGUGCGGCUUCGAGAUGCCCACCAUCUACAUCCCCAACCCCCAGAAGCCAAGCAGGUGUAUAAACCAGAUAGAUGAGGUGUGCCAGACGAUAGAGAAGACAAUCGAACAGGCAGUCCAGAAGACCUUGGACCAGCUGGAGAAGGACUGUGACCUCUUGUGCACCACUAUCAGCAAUAAACUAGCAAAAGACAGGGAGGAUGUGCGCUACAACCACAGCUCCCGGCUCCACUCCUUCAUGUGCUACAUGGUGGGCCUCCUGAUGCCCUGCCUCUUCGUCCUCAGCUUCAUCAUCAACACCUUCACCAGGGAGGAGCUGGACGGACUGGUGGGGGAGGGACUCUCUACCGCCCUCUUCCUCUCAACGGGCCUCAUGGUUCUGGUGUGGGACUGGAUCCCAGAGGAUGGACAGAUCCUCUUCGUAAUCCUGCUUGGGGCAUUCAGCUAUUUCCUACUCUUUCUUGCCAAGUACUUUGGCUGCCAGAGGAGCAGGACCCUGAGCAAGAAGGAGAAGAAGACCCUGGCCGAGUACAGCGAGUUCGUCCAGGAGGUGGUCAAAGGGAAAAAGCAACGGCUGUACGAGGAGUACCUGAAAGAGUGUGCCACAGAGUACGACUUCUGACCUCCAACCUUUGACCCCUGAUGCCCCGUCUUCCCUCCCUUCAUCCACAACAGGGGCCUUUACUGAGAAGCUGGUUC